Trachemys scripta elegans is the source of this 3070-nucleotide messenger RNA. RefSeq names its product collagen type XXV alpha 1 chain (gene COL25A1). NCBI's taxonomy places the organism in Eukaryota, Metazoa, Chordata, Testudines, Emydidae. The record is from RefSeq and is a predicted model, not a curated record. The coding region runs from base 605 to 2683 and encodes 692 amino acids. The transcript has 38 exons.
GGCUCGCACACCCGCAGACCGGGGGCUGGGGAGCCGCGGGGCUGCAGCCACUUGCUGGGUUCCCCCUCGCCGUACCGUGCUGCGGCUCUUGAACUGAACCUCUUCUUAGGGGGCGAGCCAGGUGGAGGGAAGAAGGGGAAGCAACAAGUCCGCCCGCUCCAUCUCCGGGAGGGCGCCCCCCUACCUCCCCAUCUCCUCCCCGUGCACCUGAAAUCUCGCUGACAAGUGACAGGCGUUUGCAGGCGCCACGCUUGGGAUACUUCUCAAAGGUUUUUCUCCAGGCGGGUCGGGGAUCUGAAACACUCUCCCUCCCCGUCCCCCCCAAAAAAACCACCCUGCUGCUCUGUUUUUGCCCGGCUGGUUUUUUGGGUCUCGCCCUCUCUCCCGCUGGAUGGUUGGUUUUUGAUCCCUCCCGGGGUGCCGUUGGCAAUGAAGGCACUGCUGCGUGCUCUCUCUUUGCAUUGAAAGCGUGUAACCCAUUUCUGGGCUUUUGCUUUAUUUUUUCAGCUGGUUUUUUUUUUUUGCCUCUGUAAACUAGUUGCCCCCGCCGGGGGAGGGGAAGGGGGGGCGAGGAAAAACUACUGCAUCUGCAGGGUGGAAAAGCAUGUUGGGGAAAAGCCAAGAAGCCAAAAGACAGGAUGGCAACGGGGAGCCGAGCUGCCUUGGGGGACAGCGCUGCUGUCCUAGCUGGACUCUGCCCUCCAGUUCGCUGCUGGCUGCUUUUCUGUCAGUGGUGGCUGUAGCCUCCUGUGUGUAUCUGGGGGUGAAGACCAGUGAUCUACACGCGAGGGUCUCUGCCAUCGAGAGCGCCCAAGGGGACUUCUCUGCUGCUGCUUCUUACCAGCUGCUGCCCGGUUUCUCCCUGGAUCAGCUAAAUUCAAUGAUGCAAGAAAAAGUGGAGCGACUUCUAGCUCAGAAAUCCUACGAGCAUUUGGCAAAAAUAAGAAUAGCAAGAGAAGCGCCUCCAGAGUGCAACUGCCCAGCAGGCCCUCCAGGGAAACGAGGUAAGAGGGGCAGAAGAGGAGAGACCGGACCUCCUGGUCCUCCUGGUCCAAAAGGCGAGAAGGGAGAUCAAGGUGAUCAGGGCCCUCGGAUGGUGUUUCCUAAAAUCAAUCAUGGGUUUCUCUCUGCUGAUCAGCAGCUCAUUAAACGCCGCCUCAUUAAGGGUGAUCAAGGACAAGCUGGACCCCCUGGUCCUCCAGGGCCACCAGGACCCAGAGGUCCUCCAGGAGACACUGGCAAAGAUGGCCCCCGAGGGAUGCCUGGAGUACCGGGAGAGCCAGGAAAACCAGGUGAACAAGGGUGGAUGGGGCCUCAGGGACCUCCAGGACAAAAGGGUUCUGUUGGAGUGCCUGGUGUUCCAGGAAUAGAUGGACAUAUGGGUGAACCAGGUUUGCCUGGUGCAGUGGGAGAACGCGGAGCACCAGGGCUUAAGGGUGACCCUGGAGAACGAGGAGAAAAGGGUGAUGCUGGAGAAAACGGAUCCAAAGGUGACAUGGGUGAAAAGGGUGAUCCUGGAUCUUCUGCUGCAGGAAUUAAGGGAGAACCUGGAGAAUCUGGUCGGCCAGGACAAAAGGGUGAACCAGGUCUUCCUGGGCUUCCUGGACUCCCUGGGAUAAAGGGUGAACCAGGUUUCAUUGGUCCACAGGGAGAACCUGGAUUACCAGGGUUACCAGGAACAAAGGGUGAAAGAGGAGAAGCAGGGCCUCCUGGAAAGGGUGAGCGAGGUGAACCUGGAGUUCCUGGGCCAAAGGGGAAAUCAGGCGAAUCUGGAACUAGAGGCCCAAAGGGGUCAAAGGGUGAUACUGGAGACAAAGGUGAUUCAGGAGCAAUAGGUCCUAGGGGCCCGCCUGGACAAAAGGGAGAUCAAGGUGCAACAGAGAUAAUUGACUACAAUGGCAAUAUCCAUGAAGCUCUGCAGAGGAUUACCACCCUAACUGUCACGGGUCCACCAGGGCCACCCGGACCUCAAGGAGCACAAGGCCCAAAGGGUGAACCAGGAUCCCAAGGAACUCCAGGAGCUGAAGGGGAGCAGGGUCCUAAAGGCUCAAAGGGGGACGUGGGUGAGUCUGGCAUGCCAGGAGAAAAGGGAGGAAUUGGACUCCCAGGCUUACCAGGAGCCAAUGGUAUGAAAGGAGAAAAAGGAGAUGGUGGUUUGCCUGGUCCUCAAGGUCCUUCUAUCAUAGGACCCCCAGGACCACCAGGGCCGCAUGGGUCACCAGGCCCUAUGGGACCCCAUGGACUGCCUGGCCCAAAGGGUGAACCAGGGUUAAAUGGUCUUAAAGGAUUGAAGGGUGAACCAGGUCAAAAGGGUGACAGAGGGCCCCUUGGUCUUCCAGGAGCAUCUGGCUUAGACGGAAAGCCAGGACCCCGGGGUAUGGAUGGCCCACUCGGUCCACAUGGCCCAGCAGGUCCUAAAGGAGACAGAGGUGAAAAGGGAGCUGUUGGUGACCCUGGAUCCAGAGGACCAUAUGGUUUGCCUGGCAAAGAUGGCGAGCCUGGCCUUGAUGGUUUCCCUGGUCCUCGAGGAGAAAAGGGUGAUCUAGGCGAAAAGGGAGAAAAGGGAUUCCGUGGAAUUAAGGGGGAAAAAGGGGAGCCAGGCCAGCCAGGCCUGGAUGGGCUGGAUGCCCCUUGCCAAUUGGGGCCGGAUGGAUUACCAAUGCCCGGCUGCUGGCAAAAGUGAUGAAUCUAACCUUAGAAGCAUGAAGUUGUGUAUAAUGCUCCACUUUUUGUAUUUAUAGUUGAAAACAGAAAUUUUAUUUUACAAGUCUGAGAUAUGUUUACAUGUAGCUGCUUCUACUUGUUUGCAGUAGUCCAUGUGUACAUUUUCUUCACUUACAUCUGCAGUUAGGCAAUAUAUAUAACCACAGGAGAAAUCUGCAAAAAUAAAGAUUAGUCUCUCUAUAGAGAUAUCUAUACAGAGAUAAAUCAUGGAGAUUUAGUUUUUUCUGCAAGUUCUCUUAUUUUUGGCUUGUGGACCUGCAUGGACAAUGAGUGCCAUGAACUAGUUUACAUGAAAUUGUGACCAAAUAUGAGCUAAAUGCUAUGAAAUGUACUGUACCAACUGCCA